GGGAGAAUGAAUGAGUAGGAGCAAGUGGCAGCUGGAUUUGCAACACCUUCGGAAGCAGCUGCGGGAGAACCGAAAUUGAGAGUAGGCGGGCGGGGAGCCUCCGCCUCACCUCUUGCAGGCAGCUAGGCCCUCCUUCCCUGUGUGACCAGCACCCAGGUUUUCAUAAGGCCAACGCUGGGGAAGAAGACACAGUCCUUCUGAACAUGGAGCUCAAGGAGAGAGUGAGUGCGUGUGCCACCUUUCCCGGCGAGCUGGGGAGAGCAGCCAUAACCAACAGACCACAGCAUUCAGGCAUCCUGUGAGUGGGCAGUUUUCGCCAGAAAAUAGCGAAUUUAUUCUUCAAGAAGAGCCACAUCCACAUAUGUCAAAGCAAGAGAGAAACCAAAGGCCGUCCAGCAUGGUCAGUGAGACGUCCACAGCUGGAACCACGUCCACCGUGGAGGCCAAGCCUGGUCCCAAGAUCAUGAAGUCCAGCAAUAAAGUCCACAGCUUUGGGAAGAGGGACCAGGCCAUUCGGAGGAACCCCAAUGUUCCAGUGGUGGUGAGGGGAUGGCUGCACAAGCAGGACAGUUCUGGAAUGAGACUAUGGAAAAGGAGGUGGUUUGUGCUUGCUGAUUAUUGCUUGUUUUACUAUAAAGACAGCCGAGAAGAAGCGGUCCUUGGGAGCAUCCCUCUGCCCAGCUAUGUGAUCUCGCCUGUAGCCCCUGAGGACCGCAUAAGUCGCAAGUAUUCCUUUAAGGCUGUGCACACGGGCAUGCGAGCACUCAUCUACAACAGCUCCGCGGGGGGCUCUCAGGCUGAGCAGUCGGGCAUGAGGACCUACUACUUCAGUGCGGACACCCAGGAGGACAUGAAUGCGUGGGUCCGGGCCAUGAACCAGGCCGCACAGGUGCUGUCUCGAUCAUCGCUGAAGAGGGACGUGGAGAAGGUAGAGCGGCAGGCGGUCCCCCAAGCCAACCACACAGAGUCCUGUCGAGAGUGUGGCCGCGUGGGACCUGGACAUGCGAGGGAUUGUCCUCAUCGAAGUCAUGAGGAUUCCUUUGGCUUUGAGAGGCGGGAGCAAGAGGAAGAACGGUACCGUUCCCAGAGGGACCCACUGGAGGGCAAGCGGGACAGGAGCAAGGCCAGGUCCCCGUACUCGCCGGCUGAGGAGGAUGCCUUGUUCGUGGACUUACCUGGUGGUCUGAGAGGCCAGCAAGCACAGCCCCAGCGGGCAGAGAAGAACGGGGUGCUGCCCGGCAUGUAUGGCCCAGGAGAGCAGAAUGGGACCGGCGGGUAUCAACGGGCCUUUCCUCCCAGGAACAACACUGAAAAGCACAGCCAGAGGAAGAGCAGCCUGGCCCAGGUGGAGCACUGGGCAAAAGCCCAGAAGGGGGACGGCAGGAGCCUGCCCCUGGACCAGACCCUUCCUCGCCAGGGUCCCAGCCAGUCACUGUCCUUCCCAGAAAAUUACCAGACUCUGCCUAAGAGCUCCCGAUAUCCCUCAGGGGGCUCCUCGCCCCCUCCCCGCGACCUGCCCAGUGACUAUAAGUAUGCGCAGGACCGAGCCAGUCACCUGAAGAUGUCGAGCGAGGAGCGCCGGGCGCACCGGGACGGCACGGUGUGGCAGCUCUACGAGUGGCAGCAACGGCAGCAGUUCCGGCAUGGCAGCCCCACGGCGCCCAUCUGCGCCGGCUCCCCAGACUUCACCGACCAGGGCCGGAGCAGAAGCAUGCUGGAGGUGCCUCGCUCCAUCUCUGUGCCUCCAUCUCCCUCCGACAUCCCUCCUCCGGGCCCUCCGAGGGUUUUCCCACCCCGGCGGCCACACACGCCAGCGGAGAGGGUCACCGUGAAGCCCCCGGACCAGCGGAGGAGCGUGGACAUCUCCCUGGGGGGCUCUCCCAGGAAGGCACGGGGCCACGCCACCAAGAACUCUUCUCAUGUGGACCGCCGCUCCAUGCCCUCCAUGGGCUACGUGACCCACACGGUCAGCGCUCCCAGUCUCCAUGGAAAAUCGGCUGAUGAUACCUACCUCCAGCUGAAGAAGGACCUGGAGUACUUGGACCUAAAGAUGACGGGCCGGGACCUGGUCAAGGAUCGGAGUCUGAAGCCGGUGAAGAUCGCAGAGAGUGACAUUGACGUCAAACUGAGCAUCUUCUGUGAACAAGACAGGAUCCUCCAGGACUUGGAAGACAAGAUCCGAGCCCUCAAGGAGAACAAAGACCAGCUGGAGUCUGUGCUGGAGGUUUUGCACAGACAGAUGGAGCAGUACCGAGACCAGCCUCAGCACCUGGAGAAGAUUGCUCACCAGCAGAGGUUGCUGCAGGAGGACCUUGUCCACAUCCGGGCAGAGAUCUCCAGAGAGUCCACUGAGAUGGACAAUGCCUGGAACGAGUACCUGAAGUUAGAGAGUGAUGUGCAGCAGCUGAAGCAGACCCUGCAGGAACAACACAGAAGGGCCUUUUUUUUCCAGGAGAAAUCGCAGAUACAGAAGGAUCUCUGGAGGAUUGAAGAUGUCAUCGCAGGCCUGAGUGCAAAUAAAGAGAACUUUAGAAUCCUGGUGGAAUCGGUCAAAAAUCCAGAGAGAAAAACGGUGCCUUUGUUUCCUCACCCGCCUGUGCCUUCACUCUCGACUUCUGAGAGCAAGCCGCCCCCACAGCUCAGCCCUCCUACCAGCCCCGUGCGGACCCCUCUGGAGGUCCGACUCUUCCCCCAGCUGCAAACCUAUGUGCCAUACCGACCUCAUCCACCCCAGCUGAGGAAAGUGACGUCCCCUCUUCAGUCACCAACCAAGGCAAAGCCCAAAGUUGAAGACGAGGCACCUCCCAGACCCCCACUCCCUGAGCUCUACAGUCCAGAGGACCAGCCCCCGGCAGUGCCACCUCUGCCAAAGGAGGCCACUAUCAUUCGGCACACGUCAGUGCGGGGUCUGAAACGGCAGUCGGAUGAGAGAAAGCGAGACCGGGAGCAGGGGCAGUGUGUGAAUGGGGACUCAAGGGUGGAGCUCCGGUCAUACGUUAGUGAGCCUGAGCUGGCGACUUUCAGUGGGGACAUGGCCCAGCCCUCCCUGGGACUAGUGGGCCCUGACAGCAGGUACCAGACACUGCCGGGCAGAGGGCUCUCAGGGUCCACGUCAAGGCUCCAGCAGUCAUCCACCAUUGCUCCCUACGUCACGCUCCGGAGGGGUCUAAAUGCCGAAAGCAGCAAGGUGACCUUCCCUAGACCCAAGAGUGCCUUGGAGCGCCUGUACUCAGGGGAUCACCAGCGGGGCCAGAUGAGCGCGGAGGAGCAGCUGGAGCGCAUGAAGCGGCACCAGAAGGCCCUGGUCCGGGAGCGCAAGAGGACGCUGAGCCAAGGAGAGAGGACGGGUCUGCCCUCGUCCCGCUACCUCAGCCAGCCUCUCCCUGGAGACCGCGGCUCAUGGAAGCGCGAGCAGGACUUUGACCUGCAGUUGCUGGAACGGGCCAUGCAAGGGGAGAGAAAGGACAAGGAGGAAAAUGGCUGGUUGAAAGUGCAGGCCAUGCCUGUCACUGAGUUGGACCUGGAACCUCAAGAUUAUGACUUGGACAUCAGCAGAGAGCUGGCCAAACCAGAGAAGGUCUCCAUCCCUGAGCGUUACGUGGAGCUGGACCCUGAGGAGCCACCCAGCCUUGAGGAGCUGCAGGCGCGGUAUCGCAAAGCUGAGAAGAUCCGCAACAUCCUUGCUCGUUCCAGCAUGUGCAACCUGCAGCCGCCAUCGGGCCAGGACCGGAACAGCGUGGCUGACCUGGACUUGCAGCUGCAGGAGCAGGAACGCAUCAUCAACAUCUCCUACGCGCUGGCCUCCGAGGCCUCCCAGCGCAGCAAGCAGGUGGCAGCGCAGCAGCUGGCCCUCUUCCCGCCUAACGCCCCCCUGUCCUCCAGGACGGUGCCACCCUACCCCCCCUUAAGCAACGGACUCCACUACACCUUUGUCUAACACCUUCCAACCCAGGCAGUGACUGACCCAUGACCCAGCGUGCAAAGGAGAAGUCUGGAGCUGGGGGCCCCGUGGAACCAGUUUCGUCCAAGAAGAUUGAUCUUCCUUCCCCCAAGGAAACCCCCUUCCAGCUCAGCAGGGGCUCCGGCUGGAAGAAGGAGUGGUCCACCAACUGUGGGGAGUUCAGCAUAGGGCUAGGUCUUAACAACCCUCCCCCCAACUUGUUUUAGUUCAGACUCCUUUUUACAUAUGACAAAGGCACUUUUGAUACACACUGUAAAAUACUGACACUGUAUUUUAGACUCAGAAUAUAUUUUAUAAUGUUCACCUCAAGGGCUGAGUGGCUGGAAAGGGGAGAAUGCAGGAUUUUGGAGCUGCACCUACAGAUUCAGGUACCGUGUGCGUGGUCGGUGUGGGCUGGGGAGAAGGGCAGGGCAGGCAGGGGCCAGUCCAACAUCCAUGAACUCAGGUAAAGGUUGGAUUUGACAUGUGCUUCCAGGGGGGGCCGGCACUGGGCUUGUUGGCAUACUAUCUGGGGAAGAGGGCUCCUUAGCUGCAGAGGUUAGCUGUCCCUGACCUGGCCAGAUGACUGACUCUGGAGGGGGAAACUCCAACAGGCUGCCAUGUGGAGCCCAAGUCUGUGCCUUGGCCCUUGGGUUUGGUUUAGGGGCAGUAGUAUAUUCAAGAGGUUUGGCUCCCAACCUGUUCAUGAGGCUCUCUCAGCAAAGGGCUCUCUUAGGAAAACCAGAACAGUUUGCUUUAAUUAAAAAAAAAAAACAAAAACAUAUAUAUAUAUAUAUAUAUAUACACAC
Molecule: messenger RNA, 4749 nt
Organism: Neogale vison (American mink)
Lineage: Eukaryota; Metazoa; Chordata; Mammalia; Carnivora; Mustelidae
Gene: PLEKHA7
Product: pleckstrin homology domain containing A7
Exons: 26
Coding region: 362-3937 (1191 amino acids)
Biological process (GO): epithelial cell-cell adhesion; pore complex assembly; cell-cell adhesion mediated by cadherin
Cellular component (GO): pore complex; zonula adherens
Molecular function (GO): protein binding
Source: RefSeq, a predicted model, not a curated record